Messenger RNA from Hevea brasiliensis (rubber tree), 600 nucleotides. RefSeq lists its product as uncharacterized. The transcript is spliced from 2 exons. The coding region runs from base 112 to 516 and encodes 134 amino acids. The record is from RefSeq and is a predicted model, not a curated record. NCBI's taxonomy places the organism in Eukaryota, Viridiplantae, Streptophyta, Magnoliopsida, Malpighiales, Euphorbiaceae.
AAUAUCCCACUCAGAGACAGCAUUAUCCGCAAUCAGAUGCCGAACAACUAAGGGAAAGAGAGAGAGCAUUCUGCUUCAAUUAUCUGAACAGAAGCAAAAGCAACUUCCACCAUGAAGUGUAUUCAAUUUCAGUCUUCAUUUCCUUCCUUACAUCCACAAACCAAGCAGAAGCACCAGCAGCAGAAACUGAAGACACAGAAAUGGCUAUGCCCUUAUACCCAAAGAAUACCAGCAAGGACCAGGGCUAUUAUUAACCCUCUCAUUCUUGCUGACACUUCCCCAUCUAAAGGAGGAGACAUAUCUGUCCUCCUUCAAACUGGUGGUUUGCUUCUGUUUGCGUAUGGGAUAGCCAACUUUGUGGUGCCGGCCUUCAUUUCCAAACAAUAUGAAUUGGAUGAGGAAACUAAAGAAGAUUCAAUGCCUGAUAAGGAUGGCUCCAUAGAUGGUGAGGAGGAUGGUAUGACCAAGCGACAAUCACUAAGAAAGAAACGAGGCUUCCAAGGCACUAGGACAUGAUUACAUGUAAGGGAGACGAUACCAUGAUGGCUAAUAAUGUCUUCUUUAUUAUUAUUAUUGAUCCUCCAGAAAAAUUUCCGAUUA